AAAAACAGAGCCAUUGUCUGUUUUAUUUUCUGCCCUGAGUCAAAGGGAUCAUGUCACCUUUACAAAAAGACCAUUAAACCCUUUUUACACUUGCGUAUCUCGAGUCAGAAACAAACCAUUUUUGAUGAAUGUGUCAAUCCAUUAGUACAAUUUUGCAACAUUAAAAAAAUCAAAUUUUUUGAUAGUUGCUGAGCUACCCAGAAAAAGAUUUUUUUUUUCAAAAAACACCCACCUCAGAUCUUUCUCCUCAACAAAAACAGAGACCCAUGUCUGCAAUUUCACUUCUUUUUGUAUUUCCAAUACUACCCUUUACUUGUCUCUUUCUCAUUUAAUUUGUACAGCAGAAUUCAUCUCCUCUGUAUCUUGUUUUUCUCUGUAACUUAAUGGUCAAAUGAAGUGUAGUUGAAUUGGGUGUUUGCCAGUAGUUUUGAGACUUUAUUUUGUGUGCAGAAGUUCUGUUCAUUAAUGAGUUUGAAGUCCAUCAACAAACAUAUAUGAUUGGCUUAAAGGUUUGUCUGAAUUCUCAAAAUUAUCUGAAUUCUGAAGUUUUAAAGAUUUGGGCUCAUUUUAGUAUGUAAAAUUUCUUGAAAUCUAAAGAAAAAGUUUUGAGUUUUGAGUUUUGUAGUGCAAUUAUGGGUUCUUCUAGUUUCACUUGUUUUAUAGGUUCAAUUUGCUUGGUUUUUCUCUUUAUAUGCGAUGAUUGUACGGCUAGCAUCCAAAGUUUUGGCAAGAUUUACCCUCCGUAUGGAGGGUCUCAAAUGAAUUGGAUUGAUAAGAACGGUUUGUUUCUUAUAUCUAAUAAUUCAAAUUUUGCAUUUGGCUUCCAAGCUACUCAAGAUGUCACAUUGUACAUGCUAUGUAUCAUUCAUCUGAAAACCCUAAAUCCUGUAUGGUCUGCCAAUAGAAACUCCCCUGUUUCGAAUUCUGAUAAGUUCUUAUUCGGUGAUGAUGGUACCGUGUCGUUACAGAAGGGAGGAAAGCCGAUCUGGUCGCCUAUUACGAGUGGUAAAAAGGUUUCUGCAAUAGAAUUGCAGGAUUCAGGAAACCUUGUUAUGCUUGGGGAUGAGAAUAGUGUACUAUGGCAGAGUUUUAGCCAUCCGACGGAUACUCUUUUGUCGAACCAGGAGUUUCGUGAGGGAAUGAAACUUGUUAGUGAUCCUAGUCCGAAUAAUUUGACCUAUGUUCUUGAGAUUAGGUCUGGUGAUAUGAUUCUUUCUGCUGGUUAUAAAACUCCACAGCCUUAUUGGUCUGUGAAGAAUGAUAAUCGCAAGACGAUUAAUGAAGAUGGCGGGACGGUAAAUCUAGCGUCUUUGAAUGGGAAUUCAUGGAGAUUUUAUGACAGAAACAACGUCUUGUUAUGGCAGUUUAUCUUUGCUGGUGCGGAUAAUAAAUCUAGGAAUGCUACUUGGAUUGCGGUUAUAGGAAAUGAUGGCUUUAUUUCUUUCAACAAUCUCGAUAAUGGAGGCAAUGCUGCACCAGAAAAAAUACCAAGUGAUGUUUGUAGUAGGCCGGAAUCUUGUGAUGCAUAUUAUGUUUGUUCUGAUAACAAUGUAUGCCAAUGCCCUUCGUCUCUUGGCCCAAAUUGCAAAACAGGUAUUGUCUCUUCAUGUGAUAGCUCACAGAGUUCUACGGAGCUAGUGAGUGGAGGGAAUGGCCUUGAUUAUUUUGCGUUAGGGUUUGUUCCGCCCUCUUCGAAAACUGAUUUCGAAGGCUGCAAAUUGUCCUGCAGCAAGAAUUGUUCGUGUGUUGCUCUGUUUUUCCAGAACAGUACUGGAAAUUGUUUCCUGUUUGACCGAGUAGGAAGUUUAAAAAACUCCGGCCCAAGCUCGAGUUUUGUUACGUACAUCAAAGUCUCGAGCCAUGGAGGAGGCAGUGGCUCGAGCAAUGGAGCCAGUGAAAGCAGCAAAAAGGGUUUUCCGUAUGUUGUUAUAAUAAUCAUUGCUACGGUACUAGUCAUUUGUGGUUUACUUUAUGUGGCGUUUCGAUAUCAUAGUUAUAAGAAAAGAUAUCCAGAAUCUCCCCAUGACUCGUCGGAAGACGAUAAUUUUUUGGAGAGUUUAUCUGGUAUGCCACUUCGAUAUAGCUACAGGGAUCUUCAAACAGCAACAAAUAACUUCUCGGUGAAGCUAGGUCAAGGAGGGUUCGGUUCAGUUUAUCAAGGGGUUCUUCCAGACAAAACCCGAUUGGCAGUCAAGAAGUUAGAAGGCAUAGGGCAGGGGAAGAAAGAAUUCCGAGCUGAGGUCAGCAUCAUCGGCAGCAUACACCAUCACCAUUUGGUUAGACUAAAAGGAUUCUGUGCUGAAGGUACUCACCGGAUGCUUGCUUACGAGUUCAUGGCGAAUGGAUCGCUGGAUAAAUGGAUAUUCAAGAGAAACAAAGAAGAGCCGCUGUUGGAGUGGGAAACAAGAUUCAAUAUUGCAUUAGGAACAGCUAAAGGACUAGCUUACCUGCAUGAAGACUGUGAUGUAAAGAUUAUCCACUGCGACAUAAAACCCGAAAACGUACUCCUCGACGAUAAUUUCAUCGCUAAAGUCUCUGAUUUUGGAUUGGCUAAGUUAAUGACUCGAGAACAAAGCCAUGUUUUCACAACCAUGAGAGGCACAAGAGGGUACCUUGCACCAGAAUGGAUCACGAAUUACGCCAUAUCCGAGAAAAGCGAUGUUUACAGCUAUGGAAUGUUGUUGCUUGAGAUCAUAAGCGGACGGAAAAACUUUGUAGCAACCGAAUCUUCCGAGACAUCGUAUUUCCCGUCAUACGCGUUUAAGAUGAUGGAAGAAGGCAAACUGAGAGACAUUCUUGAUUCUGAACUGAACUUGGAUGACACUGAUAAGCGAGUCUCAAAUUCUAUUAAAGUUGCAUUGUGGUGCAUACAGGAAGAUAUGUAUUUGAGACCAACAAUGUCGAAAGUUGUACAAAUGCUCGAAGGUCUCUGUGUUGUUUCUCAGCCACCAACUUCUUCACCGUUAGGGUAUCGCCUUUUUUCGAGCUUCUUGAAAGCGACAAGUGAAGAAGGAACUUCUUCAGGAACUUCGGACUGUAAUAGUCUGGCAUAUCUGUCUUCUGUGCAGCUUUCUGGCCCCAGAUAGCAUUUGUUCAGUCUGUUCAGAUUAGAUUUUUGAGUUAAGCUACUACUAAUGUAUACACCUACUUAUAGUAAUUCUGUAUAUUAAUUAAUGGUGAGAUAUUCUGUAUAACUAUAGUAAGAAUUAUUAUUCAAUACAACGGUUAUGUCA
Molecule: messenger RNA, 3233 nt
Organism: Mercurialis annua (annual mercury)
Lineage: Eukaryota; Viridiplantae; Streptophyta; Magnoliopsida; Malpighiales; Euphorbiaceae
Product: G-type lectin S-receptor-like serine/threonine-protein kinase SD2-5
Exons: 1
Coding region: 633-3086 (817 amino acids)
Biological process (GO): protein phosphorylation
Molecular function (GO): ATP binding; protein serine/threonine kinase activity
Source: RefSeq, a predicted model, not a curated record